UCUCAGUCAGUUCGCCUUGUGGAGACAGCUCAGACGGAGGGGAACCGAGACCACUCGUGUGAAUGUUGUGCGUGGACCAUCACCAGCGCGCUGAAGCCUACCCGCCCCGUGCACACGCGUGAUCCGCCCGGCGCGGUGUGACCGAGUCACGCCUUUGUGUUUUUUUUUUUUGUUUGUUAGUUUUUUUUUUUUGAGCGGGCGGGCGGGGGGUUGAUUUUUUUUCUUAAUUUGUAUUUUUUUUUAAGGGGCUUGUUUUUGUUAUUGUUGUUGCAUGUCAGGAGGGUCGGAGCUGCUGGUCGCGCCGGCUCUGCGGCUAUUUGUCUGCGCUCUCCGAGCCCCCUCCCUCCUCCUAUGGGACUCUAAUUAAUCGGAGGCAUGUGGACUCGCACCAGGAUUAGACAUCGCUUCCUAAUAGUGUGCCUGCUGUUGACGUUAUGGGCCAAGGCGUCCCAGUCAACAGGCUAUUUCGAGCUGCAGCUGAUCUCGGUCGAGAAUGUGAACGGCGAGUUGGCGAGCGGGGAGUGUUGCGACGGCUCCAGGAGCUCCCAUGAGGAUCUGCGCUGUGUGGAGGAUGAGUGUGACACUUACUUCAAGGUGUGCCUCAAGGAGUAUCAGGUGGACAUCACCACUGGGGGGGCCUGCACCUUUGGAGCUGGAUCUACGCAAGUUCUCGGUGGAAAUAUGUUGAACUUUCAGAGCGCAAAGAACAAAAUCGACGACGCUGGCAAGAUUGUCAUCCCGUUCCAAUUCGCAUGGCCGCGAACAUAUACCUUACUCGUUGAGGCCUGGGAUUGGGACAACACCACCCGCAACAAUGACGACGAGCACCUGAUCGAGCGCAGCGCUCACACGGGCAUGGCCAACCCCGGCGACCCCUGGAAGACCGUCCCCUACGACGGGCCCGUGGCUCGCAUCGUCUACCGCAUCCGUGUGCGCUGCGACGACAACUACUACGGCAACAAGUGCAAUAAACUGUGCGUCCCUCGCAACGACUACUUUGGCCACUAUCGCUGCGAGCAGUCCGGCGCUCAGGUUUGCCUGGAUGGCUGGAUGGGUCCCAACUGUAAGAUAGCAAUCUGCAAGCAAGGUUGUAAUCUGCUUCAUGGUGGUUGCUCCGUUCCAGGGGAAUGCAGGUGUAAAUACGGCUGGCAGGGUCAGUUCUGCGAUGAGUGCACCGUGUUCCCCGGCUGCGUCCACGGCACUUGCAACAUCCCCUGGCAGUGCAGCUGCGAGAGGAACUGGGGUGGCCUGUUGUGCGAUAAAGAUCUCAAUUACUGCGGUCGGCACCAGCCGUGCGUCAACGGGGGCACGUGCAUGAACACCGAGCCCGACGAGUACUACUGCGCGUGUCCACAAGGCUACUCGGGCAAGACGUGUCAGAUCGCUGAGCACGCCUGUGUGUCCGGUCCUUGUGCAAACGGGGGUACAUGCCAUGAGGGUUCCUCGGGCUUCGAGUGCCAGUGUCCACCAGGGUGGGAAGGACCAACCUGUGCAAAAUAUUCGGACAACUGCGCUUCCAACCCGUGUGCCCGCGGUGGAACCUGCAUCGACCGGGAAGAUGGCUUUGAGUGCGUGUGCCCACCUGAGUGGGAGGGAAAGACGUGCCAGAUUGAUGCUAAUGAGUGUGCAAGAAAGCCGUGUGCGAACGCUAAAUCUUGCAAAAAUUUGAUUGGUGGAUAUCACUGCAACUGUUUUCGCGGAUGGUCCGGACAAAACUGUGACAUCAACAUGAGCAGCUGCCACGGUCAAUGCCUGAAUGGAGCGACGUGCAAGGACAGCCCACGCGGUUACCAUUGCCAGUGCCCGCCGGGCUUUGUGGGCUCUCGCUGUGAAAUCCAACGGAAUAAAUGUGACGGCAGACCCUGUCAGAAUGGAGGCCAAUGCCACGCCGUGUUAGGUGGCUUUGUGUGCCAGUGCCCGAUGGACUUUGCGGGACAACUGUGCGAGAUGCGGAUCUCAUCCCCUUCGGAUGCCUGCGAUCCAAACCCAUGUGAGAACCAGGCCAAGUGCCACAGUAUGGUCCAAGACUUCUACUGCGCAUGUCCCGACGGCUUUGAGGGUAAAACCUGCGAGCGACCCAAGGUGGACUGCAAAAGCACCCCUUGUCAAGUUAUCGACAGCUGCACUGUUGCCAUAGCGACCAACGACUCGGCAGAAGUGCGGCGCAUCUCCUCUAACGUCUGCGGACCUCGAGGGCGCUGUGUGAGCGGGCUGGACGGCAACUUCACUUGCAUCUGUGAACCGGGGUUCAGCGGCAUCUACUGUCAUGAAAACAUAAACGACUGCCUCAGAAGCCCAUGUAGAAACGGGGGCACCUGCAUUGACGGCAUCAAUACGUUUCAGUGCUUCUGUCCUGACGGCUGGGAGGGAGAACUCUGCGACCGCAAUGUCAACGAGUGCGGCCACAACCCGUGUAAGAAUGGCGGCCGCUGCGUCGACCUGGUGAACGACUUCUACUGCGAGUGUGCCGACAACUGGAAGGGCAAGACCUGCCAUUCGCGCGAAAGCCAAUGUGACGCCACCACAUGCAGUAAUGGAGGCACGUGCUAUGACCACGGGGACACCUUCCGCUGUGCCUGCCCACCCGGCUGGGGAGGAAACACAUGCAACACAGCCAAGAACAGCACAUGCGCCUCAAGUCCUUGCUUGAAUGGUGGAACCUGCGUGGGAGGAGUCGACACCUUUACUUGCAUCUGCAAAGAUGGCUGGGAAGGACCCACCUGCGGCCAAAAUAUAAACGACUGCAACCCUCAUCCAUGUUACAACGGAGGCAUCUGCGUGGACGGAGUCAACUGGUUCAGAUGCGAGUGCGCCCCCGGGUUUGCCGGGCCUGACUGCAGAAUCAAUAUCAACGAGUGCCAGUCUUCACCGUGUGCCUACGGCGCAACGUGUGUGGAUGAGAUCAACGGUUUUCGCUGCGUUUGUCCACUCGGUAGAACAGGAGUCCGAUGUCAAGAAUUCAUAGGUAUCGGGGCGUCAUGCCACUACGCCGGGCUUCAGUUUCCUCACGGCAGCCGAUGGGAGGAGGAGUGUAACAGCUGCUACUGUGGCAACGGCAAAGUGGACUGCACAAAGGUUCAGUGUGGUCGACGGCCCUGCCGCCUGCCGGUCUCGGGCCAGGACGCCAGCAGUCAGUCCUGCCCUGCCGGACGUGAAUGCGAAGCGCACGGAUACCUGACGUGUUUUUCAGCUCCUUGUCAUCAGUGGGGGGUUUGCUCCCAAGCGCUCACACAAACAAGCACCAAAUGUCAGCCAAACAGCGGGCACCUGGACAACAACUGUGGCCGCAUCACACUGGUUUUCGACAAAGACAAAGUCCCGCCGGGAACAACGGUGGAGAACAUCUGCUUUGAGCUGAGGUAUCUUCCGGCCACCCGAACUUUGGCAAAGGACCACAACCUCCACCUGCUGUGCGACCUGUCUCACUCCAGUCAGGACGCCGUGGAAGUGGCCAUAUCUUUCCAGCCCGAGGAUCUCGCAGACAACAGCCUAAUACAGGAGACGGCCAACGCCGUAGUGAGCGCCUUGUCCAAGAGAAACAGCAGCGGCAUCAUGUUGGCCGUCAUUGACGUCAAAGUGGAAACGCAACGGGUCGCAUCCCGUUCAUUGGAUUACCUGGUACCUCUGCUCUGCGUUCUCUUUGGUUUGCUCUGCCUCUUCUGCAUCAUCGUUUGCGUUUGGUGGACUCGCAAACGGAGAAAAGAGCGCGAAAGGAACGCGCGCUCGCCGGCCGUCGACGGCGUCAACAACCAUUGGGACCCACUUCGGCGGGUGGCGGGACAUCAGCAGCAGCAGCAGCAGCUGCUGAAGGAGAGCAACAGGGAGGCCGAGCAGGAGCGCAAAAAGCUCAUGGGGCCCUCCUAUCGGACGUGUGAUGAAGAGGAGGAGGAGGGCGAGGAGGAGACGGAAGGCGAGCUCGAGCUGGAGGAAGAGCCGCGCGGAGCCGAGGCGGGGAAGCAGCCGGUUUAUAAGUACUCAAAGAGCGCAGUGCACUCGAGUGGGGGGCUGAUCUGCACCACGCACAGUUCAAGUUCGCCCCUAAAGGCGCCCCACCGGACCCCAGGCUACAGCCCCAAAGACAACCGCUGGAAAAAUGUCAGCGCCGUCAUGACUGGCCAGAAAGACGUCAGAGACCAUUGUGUAUAAGACAUUUCAACAAUAGACUCGCUAAGUGGAAGUGAGGAGCUGCGAGUCAGCCCCCCUGCCCCCUCCCCUCUUUUUUUUCUUUUUUUUUGGGGGGGGGGACUGACUACCUUUGGGAAGAAGAAGGCUUUUGUAUUACAAUAAGCCAUUAUUUGCUUUGUGAUCAUCGUAUUUGUCACCGCCACCUGACAUUGUGGACAUGUCCCCCCCCCCGACCCCCCCAUUAAUGAUCUGCCGUACUGAAAGCUUUUCAGGAGGUAAUAGAAGCCUCCUGCAAUUUCUGUUUGUAAAAACAAUUUUACCAUUUAAGAAACAAAGAAUUUAGGGAAAGUAGAGGGGGGGGGCGGAUCUGUAUAAUUUGCUUAUUUUUACAGACUGUUACGUCUGCAGGCGUCCAUGAUGGGGUGGGGACCGAUCUAAAUUUCAAAGGCCCGGAAGGGUUUGAUUGGGUUGUUGCCGUCGUAACGACGGAGGAAAAUCCCUCCCUCGGUUUUACCCUCGUACCUGAGGCCAUCACACGCCAGCCUUACCAAAUCACUCGGCUUGUGGGAGGGAAGGAGGCGGGGGGGGGGGGGGGGGGGGCAGAAACCCCAGUGCCUACUAUGUGGCCUUUGACUAACUUUGUCCUGUCUCUCAAUUGUCUUGGCCCGAAAGCUCCGUUUUGAGGAUUUCUUUUGCAGUAUUUGAGUUGGUAGCAAGUGCCUUUCUGCGAGCCCGCUUCAGGCUCCCCAAGUCGCGCUGCCCAGUUUGACCUUCUUGUUUCUCAAUCGCAAAAUGUCGACGUGUGCAUUGAACGAGUUCCCUUUCCACAGCAACGCCAUUCAAGGUAUUUUGAUCCAAACAGAAAUGAUAACUCUGUACAUAUUGUGUAAAUACAAAAAAAAAAAAAAGGAGUCGCUGUGUAUAUUUGAAAUAAGUAACUUAAGACAAGUCACACAUUUUUAUUAUUAUUGUUAUUAUGGUUAAUAUUAUUUUUAUUAUUAUUUUUUUUUUUUUUUACAACGCCAUUCCUUUUAUUUAUGCCAGUCAAAAUCGGCAGGUUUUAUGUCAUUUCCAGAGUCACACCGUAAAGAACCUUUACAAUGAGGUACCAGUGAUGAAGGACUUUUUGAAGGGGUUAAAAAUGGCUUGUUGCAGGGAACUUUGCUUUUGACGUGACCUUUUCGUCCUGAUUUUUAGUUUGCUAACUUAAACCGGUUGAUGCGUUGCUCAUACGUGGCGAAUAAUGAUGAAUGUCAGGCCAAAUCAUUGCAGUUUGUCAUCUCGGUAUGUCCCAACCUGUGCUGUAUUUUGCUUGGUCAAAUGACUCGUGUUAAUUUAUUCCAGCUCGCGAUUUAAGAGUGAUUAUUUUAUUGUAAUUUUUUUCUUUUUUUGGUUUUUGUUUUGUUCUGUCAGGAUUUGGCCCAACAUGGCAGCCUUAAAGUGGUUUACCGGCGCAACACGAACCAUUUCUAAGCCCAUCAUAAACCCUUUUUUUUUGUUUUUUUGUUUCAGGUGCCUUAAUGUAUUGAGUGAUGCAUAAUUUGUGUAAUCUGUUGUCAUCAUUUUAUGUUUUUCUUUUCACAAGUAACUCUUUGAAACAUUGUGUGUUGUAUUGUGGCGUGUUUUCUUCGCCUUUGUAAAGUGCUUUCCUGGUCUCACUUUUCUUUCAUGGAGAUUUCUGGCUAAUAUUGAAAAGAAGAAUUGAAAAGGAAGAAAGAGGGGGUUAACAAAAAAAAAAACAAUUCUAUCCACGAUGGCUCUUUUUAAGUGUCCUGAGUGUGGAUAGCAGUAGGUCAAAUGUGGACAAACCCGCAUUAUCUUCAUGUUUUGGUUUCAAGGCUUUAAUGAAGGGAACAAUGUUUGCAUAUGCUAUCUUGCAAGUGUGUUUGUUUCAGUUACCAACUCAGUCCAAAAAUGGCUCAUAUAAUGUAAGACCAUCAUGCUUUCUGUUAUUGGGACACAGCAAAAAUAAAGAAUUAAAACGGCAUCACUGCUGGUGUAAAAA
Hippocampus zosterae (dwarf seahorse) is the source of this 6130-nucleotide messenger RNA. It is a transcript of the gene jag2b, whose product is annotated as jagged canonical Notch ligand 2b. The record is from RefSeq and is a predicted model, not a curated record. Gene Ontology annotation, cellular component: protein-containing complex; plasma membrane. Bases 376 to 4146 code for a protein of 1256 amino acids. Gene Ontology annotation, molecular function: calcium ion binding; Notch binding. Gene Ontology annotation, biological process: establishment or maintenance of epithelial cell apical/basal polarity; Notch signaling pathway; multicellular organism development. The transcript has 26 exons. NCBI's taxonomy places the organism in Eukaryota, Metazoa, Chordata, Actinopteri, Syngnathiformes, Syngnathidae.